This is a messenger RNA of Epinephelus moara (kelp grouper), 5751 nucleotides long. It is a transcript of the gene nnt, whose product is annotated as nicotinamide nucleotide transhydrogenase. The coding region runs from base 214 to 3468 and encodes 1084 amino acids. Gene Ontology annotation, molecular function: NAD binding; NADP binding. The record is from RefSeq and is a predicted model, not a curated record. Lineage: Eukaryota; Metazoa; Chordata; Actinopteri; Perciformes; Serranidae. The transcript has 22 exons. Gene Ontology annotation, cellular component: mitochondrial inner membrane. Gene Ontology annotation, biological process: NADPH regeneration; proton transmembrane transport.
CAGUGACAGUGACAGCAUAUCAAAAGUCAUCGGAUAUCCUCUGAUGCUGCUCAUAUGGUCCAAUAACACACCGGCCUCUCUCAGCAGACAUCUUCCGGGUCGACAGAGAGUUCGCCUGUGCCGCACAGAGCACAGAGGACUAUUUGCAAAGGAGGGGUGCCGUCUGUCCUGUUGAGCUCCUCCUGGUGUGUGAGUGUCGGGUGUGUGUGCACCAUGGCGAGCCUCCUGCGUGUCGUGGCGGCCAGCUGCUCGGCCCCUGUGUUCAGUGGUGUAUCUUGCGUGAAGCUGCAGAGCAGCAGUGGUAUCAAAUCAACAUGCCUUCGCUUUUUCAGGACCCAUCAAGCUCUGGGAAGAUGUGCCAGCCCAGGUAUUCCAUACAAACAAAUCACAGUCGGUGUUCCCAAAGAAAUCUUCCAGAACGAACGUCGUGUAGCACUUUCUCCUGCUGGUGUCCAGGCGCUCAUUAAACAGGGCUUCAACGUAAUCGUGGAGUCUGGAGCAGGAGAGCCUUCCAAGUUCGCUGAUGAACAUUACACCCAGGCUGGAGCAGCAAUUAAAGACGUUAAGGAUGUCUUGGCGUCUGAUGUGCUGGUUAAGGUUCGUGCUCCUGUUUUCAACCCUGACCUGGGUGUCCAUGAGGUGGAGCUGAUGAAGGACGCAGCCACUUUAAUCAGCUUCAUCUACCCAGCUCAGAACCCUGAGCUGAUGGACAUGCUAUCCCAGAAGAAGGCCACCGUCCUGGCCAUGGAUCAGGUGCCUCGAGUCACCAUAGCCCAGGGUUACGAUGCACUGAGCUCCAUGGCAAACAUUGCAGGGUACAAGGCAGUUGUUCUGGCAGCAAACAACUUUGGUCGCUUUUUCACUGGACAAAUCACAGCUGCAGGGAAAGUGCCUCCUGCAAAGGUUCUGAUCAUUGGAGGUGGUGUUGCUGGAUUGGCAGCAGCUGGUUCUGCCAGAGCCAUGGGAGCCAUUGUCAGAGGAUUUGAUACCAGAGCUGCAGCUUUGGAGCAGUUUAAAUCUCUGGGCGCGGAGCCACUGGAGGUGGACAUUAAGGAGUCAGGAGAGGGUCAGGGAGGCUACGCCAAGGAAAUGUCAAAGGAGUUCAUCGAGGCAGAGAUGAAGCUGUUUGCCAAACAGUGUCUGGAUGUGGACAUCAUCGUCACCACUGCUCUCAUCCCUGGCAGGCGUGCACCCAUCCUCAUCACCAAACCAAUGAUAGAGAGCAUGAAAGAUGGCUCAGUGGUGGUAGACUUGGCUGCUGAGGCUGGAGGAAACAUUGAGACCACGGUACCUGGAGAGCUGUCGGUACACAAGGGAGUGACCCAUAUCGGCUACACAGACCUGCCCAGCCGUCUGCCGACACAGUCCAGCACUCUGUACUCCAACAACAUUACCAAGUUGAUUCGAGCCAUCAGCCCGGACAAGGACAACUUCUACCUCGACGUCAAGGAAGUGUUCGACUACGGGACCAUGGAUCACGUUGUGAGGGGAUCCAUUGUCAUGCAGAAUGGAAAGAACCUGUUCCCCGCUCCCCAGCCCAACAAUGUGCCCGUCGCAGCUCCUCCUAAACCUAAGUCCGUCCAGGAAAUGGAGAAAGAGAAGGCUACACAAAUCUCCCCCUUCAGGGCUACACUCACCACUGCUGGCGUGUACACUGGAGGUGCUGCCACUUUGCUGGGUCUGGGUCUGUCGGCUCCUAACGCUGCCUUCACUCAGAUCGUCACCACCUUUGGUCUGGCUGGCAUCGUGGGAUACCACACAGUGUGGGGGGUCACUCCUGCUCUGCACUCUCCACUCAUGUCUGUCACCAACGCUAUCUCAGGUCUGACGGCUGUGGGUGGUCUGUCCCUGAUGGGAGGCAGCUACACCCCAACAUCUACUGCUGAGACACUGGCCGUGCUGGCUGCCUUCAUCUCCUCGGUCAACAUUGCUGGUGGUUUCCUGGUGACGCAGAAGAUGUUGGACAUGUUCAAACGCCCCACUGAUCCUCCAGAGCACAACUACCUUUAUCUGCUUCCUGCUGGUGUCUUCGUCGGUGGCUACGCUGCUGCGCUGCAGUCUGGAUACAACAUUGAACAGAUGAUGUACUUGGGCUCAGGUCUGUGCUGUGUCGGUGCCCUGGCCGGCCUUUCCAAUCAGAAGACAGCCCGUCUGGGUAAUGCUUUGGGCAUGAUUGGAGUCGCAGGGGGGGUUGCUGCCACUUUAGGUGCCCUCAAACCAAGUCCUGAGCUCCUAGCACAGAUGAGCGCAGCCAUGGCUGUAGGCGGCACUACUGGCCUCGCCAUUGCUAAGAAGAUCCAGAUCACUGACCUGCCCCAGCUGGUAGCUGCCUUCCACAGCCUGGUGGGGCUGGCGGCCGUGCUCACCUGUGUUGCUGAAUACAUGAUCGAGUACCCCCACUUCGCCACAGACCCUGCAGCCAACCUCACCAAGAUAGUCGCCUACAUUGGCACCUACAUCGGUGGAAUCACUUUCAGUGGCUCCUUGGUGGCGUACGGAAAACUGCAGGGUAUUUUGAACAGCGCUCCCCUGAUGCUCCCUGCUCGUCACGCUCUGAACGGCACUCUGAUGGCAGCCAGCAUUGGUGGGAUGAUUCCCUACAUGAUGGAUCCCAGUUACACCACAGGCAUCACCUGUCUCGGAUCUGUCUCUGCUCUCUCCGCUGUCAUGGGUGUCACAUUGACAGCUGCUAUCGGAGGCGCUGACAUGCCAGUGGUGAUCACCGUACUGAACAGUUACUCAGGCUGGGCCCUGUGUGCCGAGGGCUUCCUGCUCAAUAACAACCUGCUGACCAUCGUCGGAGCUCUCAUCGGGUCGUCUGGAGCCAUUCUGUCAUAUAUUAUGUGUGUGGCCAUGAAUCGUUCACUGGCUAACGUGAUCCUGGGAGGCUACGGCACAUCCUCCACCGGCACAGGAAAGCCCAUGGAGAUCACAGGGACACACACAGAGGUCAACGUGGAUCAGACCGUCGACAUGAUUAAAGAAGCCCAGAGCAUAAUCAUCACUCCAGGUUAUGGACUCUGUGCUGCAAAGGCUCAGUACCCCAUUGCUGAGUUGGUGAAGAUGCUUAAAGAGGCUGGCAAGGAUGUCAGGUUCGGUAUUCACCCUGUGGCCGGCCGUAUGCCUGGUCAGCUCAACGUGCUGUUGGCUGAAGCUGGUGUCCCAUAUGAUAUUGUCCUGGAAAUGGAAGAGAUUAAUGAAGACUUCCCUGAAACGGACCUGGUCCUGGUGAUCGGUGCCAAUGACACAGUAAACUCAGCAGCCCAGGAAGAUCCCAACUCCAUCAUUGCUGGCAUGCCUGUGCUGGAGGUCUGGAAGUCUAAGCAGGUGGUUGUGAUGAAACGUUCCCUGGGUGUGGGAUACGCAGCUGUCGACAACCCCAUCUUCUACAAGCCCAACACUGCGAUGUUGCUAGGCGACGCCAAGAAGACUUGCGAUGCCCUGCAAGCCAAGGUCCGCGAGUCCUAGAGCCAGUAAGGCGGACACCCUCACUCAGAGCACUCAUGCAGCGAGGAAGGUUGAAGACAACAAGUCAAAGUUUUUUUCCAAAACGAUCUCCACAUUAAGAUGAUCUUUGUCCGAUUGUGACUCGGCCAAUUGAGCAAAGAUGGUUUAAAAGUUUUUGACACACCCCUCCUGUCAUCUAGAAGUUGCAAAUUUUGUUGUGAUAGAUACAGAUAGUUUUUCUAUUAGUGCUCCCACUGUGGUGAUGAACUUAGACACAGAUUUACAGGCACGUCUUUUAUUUCUAGAUGCAAAAGGAAGGGUGUGGCAAAAAUUAGCAUGUGGUCUGGGGAGCAGCCGGCAGUGUCAUCUUCAUUUUAGACACCUGUAUUAAUGUAAAACAAUCAGAGAAGUAGAUACGUUAAGAAGUUAGUAGGCCAAAUUUCACCGUUAAGAUAUUUUAGGAAAUAGUUGAAGGAAAAUUUUAGAUGAAUCGGAUUUAAAAAGGAACAAAAGCAGCAGAGAUAUAAAGAUGAAACCCCAAGAGAAAGAAGUAUAAGAGCAUUUAGCACUAAUUUUCCACACUGUUAAGAGUUUUCUCCUGCUUCCUUUUAUUAGGUAAUUUACUGUCCCUGUUAAUAGAUCUAUUUAUUUCUAACCUCCUUUUUCUGUACAAGCAAAAAGAAAAAAAGCAGAAUAGUGCAACAUUUUUGUAAAGUUCCUUCAGUUCCAGUUUUAUACAGUAUUGAGAGAUUUUUCUAUUUGGUCUAAUAAGUAUCAUAAAGCUACAACAUCACAUUUUAGAAAUCUAGUCAUACUGUUUGCUUUUUUUCUUUUUCAUUUCCACGUGUAUUGUGAUCUCCACCUAUGCCUCUAGUGCAGCAAUCACACAUGGAUCCAAAAACACUAAAGAUCCGUUCAAGCCUCAGCUGUCAAGCAUUUAACGCAAUAAACCAAACCGAUCUGAGCCCACAGCUGUCGUGUAACGCUAGUAAAGACUGGACUACUCAGACAAACAAACACUCUUGUAGCUCUCAUGGCUGGAUGGAUUUUAUGGUGUUUUUGAGCCAGGUGCGUCCCAUCACCCUGUGUGGUACUGAUGUUCAUGUGAUGCUAGCCUUUGGUCUUUACGGUAAAGAAGGGUGUGUCUUUUUGUAAGUGAAUGUCCACUCCGAUAUGUGUGUCCUCAUUAUUUUGUCUAGAGUGAAAUGAAGGAUCACUGUUUGUAAACUAGGACCAGAUGUUAACUUGACUGUUGUGUAAAGAGACUAAAGCAACAUAACACUUAUUUCAUUCAAUUCGUCGCCACAUUUCAGGAGACAUGAAUUGUUCAAUGGUAUUUUUACAAAUUCCUAAAAUGAAUUUCCCUUUUUUUUCUUAGCCAUAAACGUGUCCCGCUUUUACAGUAAAUCUGGAUUAUGUGGCCCAAAUAUAGAUGGAUAGCUGUGUAACCAGUUGAGUAAUUUGCAAAUGAUCAUUAACGCUACACCAGAGACUUAUUCCCUCAAGUUUUAAUUUUUGACUAAGGUUUGGGUGCUGCCAUUCUUAUUACUUUUCAGUUUUGAUGGUCAUGAUAGAGUAGAUGAAUUUGUAAGAAGUUUUUGAGGAACAAUGAGCUAACAGUUCAGCAGUCUUUGUUGUCUUUAAAAUACGAGUACUGUACGAAGUUUCAUCCUGGGACCUGAUACAUCGACCAUGACAACUCUCCUACCUCUCCAUAAAGCGACCAAUAACUUUCCAGAAAACCCUCGUCUGACCAGUUACCUUGGACUGACUCGACCACGAUCAGUCACUCUCCAUCCUUAUACCUUAACUCAGCCAGUCACUUCUCAUUUAUCUUAAACCUGACCAAUUUGCCUUCUGUUUUGUGUUACAUUCUUUAACCAUCAGACCUCAGUUUGCCGCUGGCUAGUUUACUGUAUGUUCUGCAAGUGUAAAGCUGCCAAUGUCAUUAGUGCUCAUGAGGGGUUAUUGUUCUUACAUGUCCAUUUACACAAACACAGUCUUUAGGGAUGAUUAGAUUGAGAUGUUUGCUUGAUGUUUGUAGCUUGUUGCCAUGUUUGGAUCAAAUUUUGGGAGAUGGAGGAUAUGAAUAGUUUUGCCGAUAUGCCCCCUUAUUAUCUCGUCGUCGUAAGGAGAGUAUUUUUGUAAAGAGGCACCGUAUUUGUGCAGAGCAACAAUGGGGGUUUUGAAGUUGUACAAUGUUUCGAUGCACCAUGCAAAUGGAGAUGAAAUGUACUGUGAAUGUUUUGACCCUUUUGUUUAUCAUGGAACAUUUUCAUCCCUAAUAAACCUGUAUUUACACUA